GAAGAAAGAUUAUGGCAAAACAGUCGACAGUAUCCGUGCCUGUAGGAAUAGUAAAGAAAUUAAAGGACAAACCAGGAGGAAUUAACCCGAUCGUAGAUGAAUUGAGGCAAAAACACCUUAUACAAGCCAAUUAUGACGGCAAUUGUUUAGAAUUGCAAGGUCCUUAUGACGAAAUACUUGAUAUUGCAAAUGAAUUUCUACAUUUUAAAGUUGAUAUGGCUUCUGCACAGAUGAAGACAUUGGGAGGCGAAGGAACAGUGGCUUGGACAUACAGAGGAAAUCAAGUAGAACACAUUAGACAUUUACUUGAUGCAGAAUGGAAGGACCUUUUAAAGGUAAAAUCCGUGAAAGAAGCACAGCCGAACGCGGACUCCUUAGUAGUUACAUGCAGUUAUUCGGAUUAUGCAACGGUGAAUGGUAUGCUCAAGGACCUCAAUACGAAAAUUAAGAAAUGCAAGGAAAGAACAGUAAAGGUGGAUCCCAAAGAUAAGCAAAGUGCAAAACUUUUCGCCCAAAAGGAGAAAGUUCAAAACAAGUUCUACAGUUGUUUUAACGAGGACAAGAAAGAUAAAAAUAAGGGAGAAAUUCGUUUUUACGGAAGAUCGGAAAAGGAUUGCAAAGAGGGACUUUCACAAUGGGAAACAAGUAUACAGGGAAAUAAAAAGCAUCCUAGUAACGCCACUGAUGAAGAAGUCAUAGGAAUCAGUAAAACGCCAAGGAAACAUACUCCCGAGGUCCAACCUUCAAACGAUACUCCAAUAACAAUGGAUUCAAUCCGGGUUGAGACAAAACCUGGACAGGAGAAAAAUGCAUCAACCAAAAAUAUGUCAAAAAGUAUGGACGAAGUUCCGGACGUAAAACCCUCUGUCAGUGGUUCAUUCAGUUCGUCAAAGUCUCAGAAAAACGAAACAUCAAUGACCAAAACAUACAAGUCCACAACAUAUUCAAAACAAUCGGAUGUGCCUUGUACUGCUAGUGCCUCCGGAGGAAAAGGGGGUGAUAUUCAGGCUCGUGUUACUGUUACUGAGGUUAAGAAAACACCUGGAAUAAUGACAGGAUCAGGCGAAGCGACAAAAUAUACUUUUCAAAUCGAAGAUAUCCAGUUUUUCGUGUUCAAAGAAUCUAUAACAGAAAUUAAAGGAAUGGAUGCCAUCACUAAUGCAGCUAAUGAGAGGCUUAUGCACGGAGGUGGUGUGGCAUAUUACAUAUCGAAAGCUGCAGGAAAAAAGAUGGAUCAGGACUGCAAUAACUUUAUAGCAAAGUAUGGUCCUUUACAAGUUACACAUAAUUUUGUCUCCGUUCCUGGCGAUAUGAAGUGUAAAGGUAUAAUUCAUGCAGUAGGUCCAACAUGGUAUGAUUACAAAGACAAGAGAGAAGAAUGCGCCAAAGAUUUGUACGAGACAAUAAAGAAUAUCCUCAUCACAGCAGCUAGCAAGAAAUGGCAAAAGGUGGCACUUUCUGCAAUAAGUUCAGGGCUUUUUGGUGUACCGAAGAAACUAUGUGCGGAAAUGUACAUGAAGGCGUUUGUAGAUUUCGCAACUGCAACUGGUGGAACUGUAAAGGAAGUGUAUUUCAUUGAUGUUAGCCGUGAAAUCCUAGAUCUUGUCAUCGAUGCGCACAAAAUAUGGCUGGAAGAUGGAAAUAAACUGGAUUUUAAGAACGCUAUAGAAUACACAUCAGUCGUGUCGAAAAAUCAAACAAGAAAAGGAGCGGGGACAGAGAAACAAGAAAGUUUAAUCCAGUUCCUUGGGACUGAUACAACUUCAUACAGGGAAACAAGACACAAGUAUCGUGUAUGUAAGAGAUUGGAUGUCUUUGUGUACCAAGGAUCACUGACACGACUAGAAGUUGUUGAUGCUAUCGCUUUAGCUAUCUCACCAGAUUCUAGUAAACAUAUGGGUGUUCUUGAAUGUUCCGUGCGUAAUCUUGCAGGAUAUAAUUAUGCCACUGAAGUUGAUAGAUACAGAAAUGGGAAGAAUGGAACAGUUUUUGUAAGCAGCGUGACUGGAAAGUUGAGAUGCAACAACAUUGUUCAUAUUAUAACAACUCCAGUGAAGCGUUUGGACAAGGCCUCGCUGUCGUUUAUUUGUGACGUUUAUGGGCUUGCACUUACAAACAAUUACAAAAGUAAAAUUCGUUAUCUUGGUAUGCCGCUAUUUGGGACUGGUGGAGCAUAUAAUAUAGCUGAUAUCCAAACACUGUGCUACAGUGUUAUCCAAAUGCUUGUAAGUGUUUGCAGUAAUAGCAGUAAACCACUGCAAAUCAAAGAACUUCACCUUGUGAAUUUAGACCCAGAUAUUAAUUCACGUCUUCAAGUAGAAUUUACAAGAUUGAGCAGAGGAACGAAUGAGGUCGAAAAGAGUAAGAAUUAUACAAGAACAACCCAACAUACAAGCAGCAGUUCAAAACCAUACGAUGAAGAUCAUUCUUGGAUACGACAUACGCCACUUGAAACAAGUCAUUCUACAAAAACUGAAUCUGCGGCUGAUGGAAAUGGCAAUUCCAAAGAAACUCACGGAAAAUCCUUCACGAGAAAAAGUGCUCCAAACGACGCGAAAUGUGUUUAUUGUGAUAAAAAAGCAAGUAUAAUGAUUAUGGAAUGUAGUCAUAUGUUUUGCACAACUUGUGAAGUUGUCAUGAAAAAUAGCAACAUUUGUUUGAAAUGCUCUACUGAAUCUAAAGAAAAUACAGUGAACUCCAAUAAAGCAGAUGAUACUUGCCCGAUAUGUUUCGAUUCUCUGAAGAAAUCAGAAGAGUUGCCAUGCAGUCAUAAGCUUUGCAAAUCAUGCUAUCAAAAGGUAAAAAGUCAUAAACCACAAUGUCCAGUAUGUCAACAUAUAUUUGGAGACGUAACAGGAAACCAGCCGGAUGGAGAUAUGUUUUAUCGCCACGUUACAUGGAAAAGUCUUCCGGGCUAUGAGGGAUGCGGGACUUUUGAAAUAUGUUAUAUGAUACCGUCAGGAAAGCAAAAGGAGUGUCAUCCGCAUCCAGGUAAACCCUACAAAGGUAUAGAAAGGUGGGCUUAUCUACCUGACACCAAGGAAGGCAGUCAGAUCCUCUAUUUGUUGAAAAGGGCUUUUGACAGAAAGCUUGUGUUUACUAUUGGAGAGUCAAGGACCACAGGGAAAGAAGAUGUUGUGACUUGGAAUGACAUUCACCAUAAAACUAAGCCGACAGGAGGGCCUGAAAAGUUUGGGUAUCCUGAUCAAACGUAUCUUGCUAGAGUCAGAGAAGAACUUGCAGCUAAAGGUGUAACGGAAUAAACAGCAGCAAGCAUUAGACAAGAUUUUAAAGCAUUGAAAUAAUUUCUUGUUAGUCAGAAUAGCAAGGCUGUCUAUAAAUAUGAUUUCUGUUGUUGUAUUUUUUUGUCAUCUUACACAAAAAUCCUUGAUUUCACUUAUUUACGAAGAAAUAUUUAACUACAUGUAUUCUAAUAAAGUCUGUUAACCAUGUUUACCAUCUAACAUAUUUGUAAUGUCUCUUGUAUAUCAUUUUUAUCAUUUUUAGUAUUUUGUGUCAGAAUUAUCGGGGUUUUUUAAACUUUACUUGAUCAUGAACUUUGGACCGAUUGGUUGAUUUUUGUAUAUUUUGAUUUUAAUUUUACUCGUUGUUUAAGUUUUUAAGUGUGUACGUCUGUCUAUUUUAGUCUGUAUUUGGACUAAACUAUUCUGGGACGGUCCUCUACCAAAGUUGUUCAAACGGUUGAGCUCCCUCAUGUUUGUUCAAAUAGUUCCGCUUGCUCUCUUUUAGGGAAAACUGGGGCUAAAAAUGGAAAACUUUUAAACGGCUAUUUCUCAUAAACUAUUUGGUGGAUCUUCACCAGACUUGGCCUGUUGUAUCCUUGUAUAGACUUCUCUCAAUUGUUUUAGGAAAUGCUAGAAUUUAUAGAAGAAACAACUUUAAACAUCUUCAUGUAAUGAACCAACUAAUAGAACUCCAUCGAACUUGGGCUCUAGCGUCUUUGUGUAGAAUUCUCUCAACCGGUAUGUUCAAAUGGUCUGGACUGGCCUCUUAAAAGAGCCAUACGAGGUAAAAAUAGAUGAUGCCUCUCGUUUAUCACUUUAUUCAUUUACUUUUUGUUGUUUUUAAUAGUUCUGUCUGGCCCCUUGUAUUAUGAGCAAACUGUUUGGUCGAAUGUCGUCUCUUUCUUACCAAGGUCAUAUAUUUCAUAUCUAAGGAUUAAUGUUGUUUUUAUUUCAUACUGUGACAUACAAGCUAAACAAAUCUUCUAAUGCAACAUUUAGCUUUUUACCAAUUUCGUUUUAUCACUUAAUAAACAUUUAGAAAUAUCUAUUCGAAAUAAACUGUCAAAACCACAAGAAAUCAGAUAAUGCGAUCAUAUCAUUUUAUUUAUUUCAAUGUAACUCGUUCUCCUAUUGUGCUUUUUGAGUUUUCUAAAUCAUUUGUUUAAAAUGAAAGU
This is a messenger RNA of Mercenaria mercenaria, 4420 nucleotides long. RefSeq lists its product as uncharacterized. NCBI's taxonomy places the organism in Eukaryota, Metazoa, Mollusca, Bivalvia, Venerida, Veneridae. The coding region runs from base 12 to 3263 and encodes 1083 amino acids. The record is from RefSeq and is a predicted model, not a curated record. The transcript is spliced from 7 exons. Gene Ontology annotation, biological process: Notch signaling pathway; protein ubiquitination.